AUGGAGACGAAGAGGCAGCCUGCGUGUCAGCAGUCUGUCGAAAACGAAACAGCCGAGGAAGAGGGCCUGGAAAUUCGCGAAACACCCUUCGGUUUGGAACAGCGCUGGGUGUAUCGACACUUGGAUCGGCGCCACGAAGAAAUCGACGAGUCGGUUUUCCGCCCCGCCGCCUUCGAUCCUGCAUGUCGCCUUUUUCACGGACCGCACCAGUUUUACACGCCGCUCCCGACUCCCUUCUCUCUCUUAAAACCUCAUGGAGAUCUCCAAAGGAAAGAGCAAAACGCGCCAAGCCGCAACAGAGACACCGAUGCAGAGACAAGCAACGAAGAAGAAGACCAAGACGAAGAACACGAAGAAAAAGACGGACUGUGGAGGGAGAGAGGGGAAGCAGCGAGGCCUUCGCGUUUCGUGGCCCACUGCGGGGAGACAGCGAUGGUCAGUUUGUUGAUUGUGGGCGAUCAAAAUGCAGGGAAGAGUACUUUUUUGCAUGCGUUCUGCAGAGACCGUCUCGGAGCACGUUUCCUUCAGCUCACCUCGUUCCUCCCCUUCCUCCAAGCCUCCUUCUCGAAUACGCGUCUCGUUUUCCUGAGAGAACGGGACUUCCAAGAGAAGGCGGAAGAGGAAGGACAGCAGAAACGGCAGGAGACCUCAGACGAAGAGAGCGGAUGCGGAGAGGUUCUUUCUGAGGAGAGAACCGACCAGCCGAACACAUUCGAAAAGCUUGCCUCUUCAUCUUCCUCUUCUUCCUCUUCGUUCUCUUCCUCUUCCUCGCUCGAGCAUUCCUCUGCGUUGUUGUCGUUCUGUCGAGACGAACGGCCUUUCUUGGACAGCGACGUCGCGCGGGCUCUCGUGCUGUUCACCCUUGAGGAUUUCCUUUUCUUCUGCUCCGAAUUUUCAAUUGCCUUCUCCGUUCUGUCGCCGUCUUCUUCUCCUUCCUCUUCCUCUUCUUCUUUGCGCUUCUCAGCCCUGACUCGCUACGUAGCUCUGCAUCUGUUGGAACUCGGAGGAGACCAUUUGGAUCGUCUUCUUCACUUCUUUGAAAUCCUCAGACAGUCAAAGAAAGAAAAACGCUCUCACGCGGUCUCCGCCUCCUCUCUUGUCUCUCCAUCGGAGCGAGAAGGAGAGGAAAAAGGAGCGCGAACACUGAGGGGAACGCAGAGAGACGCCCCCAAACAAACACACAGGAGACAAAAAGUGGAAGAUACAGCCCUCGAGGCCGCGCGAACGCUGUUGAGAGCAGAAAAGAGACACUUCAGAAGACUCGCCAUACAGCAGGCAGUCGGCCCCUUCAGAGUCACCCACGCCCUCGAGCUUUCGGCUUCGAAACAGAGAGAAGACGAAGGAGAAAAGGCGAGAGAAAAGGAAGAACUAGUGGGAGAUCAAGAACAAGAAGAUCGAGAUGCGCAAGAGCUCCUGAGGGUGCUCAGUAGAUCAGUGGAGAUGAUUGGAGAUGCGGAGCAAGUUGUCUAUUUUGUCAAUUGUCAGAGUUUGUUCCCUUCGAGCGAUUCACAAGAACAAGGAAACGGAGCGAGGAACCCCGAAGAGGAUCUGCCGACGACAGACGCAUCGGAAGAAAAGGACGAAAGAGGCAACAAAAAACCUGGACAAGCGACGGGAAAUUGCGAUUCAAACUCUUCAUCCUCUCCACCCUGGAGGUCUGCGUCCCCACCACAAUUUCCUGCCUCUUGUGAUUUUUGUUCUUGUUCUCCAUCUUGUUAUUCUCCGUGCUCUCCUUCGUGUUAUUCUUGUUCUCUGUCUUCUUCGUUCGGGCUGCUGAGUGUUGAUGCUUUCGUGUCGCUGCUUCGGAAACUUCACGCUCUGGGGACUCUUCAAAGUUUCUCUCACGAGGAUUCUUCUCCCUCGUCGACUUCCGUUUCUGCUGCGCGUCAGCAAGGUUUCAUCUUUGCAUGCAAUCGCCUACCGGAACCCAGAGACCCAAACAAUCCCCGACCCCUUCGUGCGUCUCCUUCUCCCUCUUCUCCUUCUUCCUCUUCUCCUUCUUCCUCUUCUCCUUCUUCCUCUUCUCCUUCUUCCUCUUCUCCUUCUUCCUCUUCUGCGUCCUCUUCUUCGUCCUCUUCUUCGCGGGCUUCUCCUCUCUGGUUCCGCCAGAAUUUUCGGCGAGCCGUGCAGGCCGUGCACUGCGUCUCUCGCGCGCCGGAAAGCUCGGUGGAAGAAACCCUAGAAAAAGGAGAAGAAGAGGAAGAGAGGAAAGAAGAAAAGUUGUAUGCAGAGUUCGAGAGGAUCCUUGAGAGUGUGAGACGGCAGCGGGCCUUUCGCCCAGAAAACGAAGAGACAUCGGCAGAAAACGGAGACAGCUGUGAAGGGGAAGAAGUGAGGGAAGAACAGGUGUCGUGGACACCCUUUGAAGAAGAUGAGACAACAGGAGAGCGUUGGGUCUGUGCGAUGAGAGAAGAAGAGCGGCAACUGUAUCAGCACCCCGUCUUCCUCUUUCUCUCUGCGUUCUUCUGCUUCCUCUGGUCUCCUCGACGGUCCUCUCUCGUUAAUAUUACUCUGUCCUCCAACUCGCACAUGCAAAGAAGCGAACCGAAACUCUCUCUCGACUGCUUGUCGCGUUUCCAGCUCCGCGGCGUCUUCCCUCUUCGACUCCUCACAGAAGACCAGCGGCUCUCCCCGUCUUCUCCUUCUCCUUCUUCUGCUCCUUCUUCUUCUUCUCCCGCUCCUUCUUCUCCCGUGACUUCUCUUUCUGGAGUUCCUUCGUCUGUUCCGUCGGUUCUUCUCCCCUUUUCUGUGGCGAGUCUCGUGAGAUUUCUCGUUCGUCUUCUUCAGUGCUUCUGUCAGGACGCGCCUUCUUCGGCUGCCUCGCAUGCGGCCGAACCGCGUCUCCUAGAUCUCCCCUCAUGCGCGUCUGCGCUGUCUUCGCUGAAGUUAGGGAGUGGAGACGAAGUGGAAGUCUCUCCGUCGCGUCCGGAGGAACCCGAAGAAACGGAGGCAGGCAGGAAGCGCCAAGAAGAGAGAGAGGAAGCGGUGUGCCUUCAGCAAACGAGAGGGCGGUCGUUGACCGGGGAGCUCGGAAGACUCACUCUCCUCGCUUUUCUCCGCGUAGUUGAGAAACUUCGAAACGGAACUCGAUCUCCUCUCUCACCAACGCCUUCUCCUGCUUCUCUUUCUUCUUCGCACACUUUGGUGCGUUUGUGGAUCUCUGGAGCCGAUUUCGCUGAAGGCUUGGAAGACGAGCACGACCACAGCUCGUCGGCGGGCAGAAGCGAACGGAACGACGGAGAGAGCGAUGGAGAUUUCCUCCCUCCCUCUACGGUUUUGAAUGCUUUUCCUCUUCUUGCGCGAGGCCUCGUCGGAAUCUCCGCCGCCUCGCCGUUCUCACGGCUGGCGGACCCGUUCCCUCCAACGGCUCUGGAGCUGCAGUGGGAAGAACAGGAGACGGGAGAACGAGAAGGCAGAGAGGGGAGGAAGGGGGGCGGACGAGAACCUCCGGAUGUAGCUCGGCGUGAAGAGAGGGGGACAAGCAGACGGCGGUCGCUGCUCAUUCGGCCUGUUCGGUGCUCCGGGUCUCCCACUUCUCGUCCGCUCGCCUCUCCCUCCUCUUCUGAGGCUGUUUCGUGUCCUGUGUCGGGCUCGUCUUCCUCGCGUGCGUCUCUGUCUCAGCCCGACUGCGCAGUUCGGCUGCCGUUCCAUCCGGACCUUUUUCGUCUUGUUCUCUCUCGCCUCCGACGCGAGGCCAGCUGCGGACCUCUCCCCGGGCGCUUUUGGGAAAUACUGGACGCAGGGCAUGCGUGCGGAGGCAGGGAAGAAGAGAGGAAAGAGGAGACACGAAACGGAGGGAAAGAAGGAAGAGUCAGGGAGGAGAGAAGGCCGGAAGGAGGAGAGGAGUGCAGGAGAGGAGACAGCCAGAGGCAGACUGGGGAAAACCAAGGCGGUGGCAUCGAGAGACGUCUGGAGAUGGACACCGGACCCGAGCAGCGCGUUGAGGGAGGAGACACAGAGGAAGGGAGACAAGGGAGGGAAGAGGAAGAGAGAAAAACAGAACUUCCGAAAGCGUUGCUGUGGACUGGAGACGCCGAUUCGAUCAGGCGCGUUGUUGGAGCUGCCGCGCUGAAGCAACUUUGCCAGUUGGGUUCCUGCCUUUCCCUAUUUUUCGAAAAACGACGAAAGGGGAACUUCCAACGCAAAGAGAAGCCUCUUGACAGACACAGCGACGAACGCAACCGCGUCCUCAAAGAGGAAGACCGAUCCUGCGUUCAAAGACGAAGAGAGGAAGAAGGGGAAAAGGAGGAAGACGAGGAAGAAGACAUUUCUUCUAUCCUGCACAGCCUUUGCGACGACGCGCACGUUCUCUUGCAACUUGCAGGCGACCUCUCUCUCCUUGGAAGCUGCCACGCGGACCUCGAACACUGCGAACGAGGACCGGGAAGAGGAAGAGAAGAAGGGGAAAAGGGAGAAGAGAACGAAGGGAAGGAGACACGCGAACAGGGUGCGUUGUCGUGGAUCGUCGAGCGGUGGAGGCCGUGCGUCGAGGCCGACCCGGUGUGGACGAAAGUUGUCGUUUUUCUUCCUGCUCGGCAUGCAAGAAAAGCGAGAGAAAGAGAGGAGAGUGCGCUGAUGGGAGACAGAGGAAGAGGGGCUGCGUGGAUGCGGGGAUUCGAAGAGCUGUGGAAGGCACUCGAGACAAGAAAAGAGAGCGGCCAGACACCUGAAGACGCCAAAGCGCCUCUGUCUCGAAGCGAUGACUGUGUGAGCAGAGCGUUGGAUGUUUCCUGUGAAUCGCCGCGAGAAGGACAAGGUGCACAAGACGCAGCAAAGAGAAAUGGAGUGGAAGAAGAGCGGAAGGACGAGGGAGAGAGAAGGACGAGCGGAGGGAAAGGGGAGACUAGUCGAGCGAGCGGUCGGGCGGCAGAGCAUCCCGAGCGUCUUCUUGUGUUGCUGCGCGACCUGAGAGAGAAAGAGAGCCUACAGAUCUCUUCCCGCGUUUCCUGA
Messenger RNA from Neospora caninum, 4950 nucleotides. RefSeq lists its product as hypothetical. Bases 1 to 4950 code for a protein of 1649 amino acids. NCBI's taxonomy places the organism in Eukaryota, Apicomplexa, Conoidasida, Eucoccidiorida, Sarcocystidae. The transcript has a single exon. The record is from RefSeq and is a predicted model, not a curated record.